AGUGAAGAUGAGACCAUGGUUCCGGUACUAACGUCCAGAAAAGCCUCUGAACUCCCGGUUAAUGAAGUAGCGUGCAUCUUGCAGUUCAAAGAUCCCCUCAUCCUGCUGCUGCUCGCCUCGGCCGUCAUCAGCGUCGCCAUGCACCAGUUCGAUGACGCCAUCAGCAUCACUGUGGCCAUCAUCAUCGUGGUGACGGUGGCCUUUGUUCAGGAAUACCGAUCAGAGAAGUCCUUGGAGGAGCUGGGGAAGCUGGUGCCUCCAGAAUGUCACUGCAUCAGGGACGGACACCUGGACCACCUGCUGGCCCGGGAGCUGGUUCCUGGAGACACGGUGUGCCUGUCGGUGGGGGAGCGGGUCCCUGCAGACCUGCGUCUGUUCGAGGCCAGCAACCUCUCUAUAGACGAGUCCAGCCUGACGGGGGAGACUCAUCCCAGCACCAAGUCCACGGCCCCCCAGCAGCCCGCCUCCAACGGAGACCUCUCCUCCCGCUGCAACAUCGCCUUCAUGGGAACGCUGGUUCGCUGCGGCAAAGCCAAGGGCAUCGUCAUCGGAACCGGAGAGAACUCCGAGUUUGGGGAAGUGUUCAAGAUGAUGCAGGCUGAGGAGGCUCCUAAAACUCCUCUCCAGAAGAGCAUGGACCUGCUUGGGAAGCAGCUGUCGCUCUACUCCUUCGGCAUAAUCGGGGUCAUCAUGCUGGUGGGCUGGCUGCAGGGGAAGAGGAUCCUGGACAUGUUCACCAUCGGCGUCAGUCUGGCUGUGGCGGCCAUCCCAGAGGGCCUGCCCAUCGUGGUGACGGUGACGCUGGCGCUCGGAGUGAUGCGCAUGGUGAAGAAGAGAGCCAUCGUCAAGAAGCUUCCCAUCGUGGAAACUCUGAGCUGCUGCAACGUGAUCUGCUCAGACAAGACGGGGACGCUGACCAAGAACGAGAUGACGGUGACCCAGAUCUUCACAUCGGACGGACUCCACGCCGAGGUGACGGGGGUGGGCUACAACGGGAUCGGCGAGGUGCUGCUGGACGGAGAGAUCGUCCACGGCUUCUCCUACCCUUCCAUCAGCAAAAUUGUGGAGGUGGGCUGCGUGUGUAACGACUCGGUCAUCAGGAACCACAACCUUCUGGGCCGGCCCACAGAGGGAGCGCUCAUCGCCCUCGCUAUGAAGAUGGGCCUGGAGAGCGUGCACCAGGAGUACGUCCGUCUGGAGGAGAACCCCUUCUCCUCUGAGCAGAAAUGGAUGGCUGUCCGCUGCGUUCACCGCACUCAGCAGGACAAGACUGGCGUUUACUUUGUGAAAGGAGCCUACGAGCAGGUGAUCCGCUUCUGCAGCUCCUACAACAGCAGAGGAUCCGCUCUUCCUCUGAACCACCAGCAGAGGGAGCUCUACCAGCAGCAGAUCAGCUACAUGGGCACCUCGGGGCUCAGAGUUCUGGCCUUCGCCUCGGGGUCACAGAUGGGGAACCUGACCUUCCUGGGUCUGGUGGGCAUCAUCGACCCUCCCAGGGAAGGCGUCAAAGAGGCCGUCGCUACGCUCAUCAACUCUGGGGUGGCCAUCAAGAUGAUCACAGGAGACUCCCAGGAGACGGCGGUGUCUAUAGCGAGCCGUCUGGGCCUCUACUCCAAAGGAAGCCAGUGUUUGUCAGGAGAGGAGGUGGAUCAUCUGGACCUGCAGGAGCUGUCCAACGUUGUUCCCAGAAUCGCCGUGUUUUAUCGAGCCAGUCCCAGGCACAAGCUGAAGAUCGUCAAGUCGCUGCAGAACCUCGGCGCUGUGGUGGCCAUGACGGGCGACGGCGUUAACGACGCCGUGGCCCUGAAGGCCGCCGACAUCGGUGUGGCGAUGGGCCAGACCGGCACUGACGUCUGCAAGGAGGCGGCCGACAUGAUCCUGGUGGACGACGACUUCCAGACCAUCAUGUCGGCCAUCGAGGAGGGAAAAGGGAUUUACAACAACAUCAAGAACUUUGUCCGCUUCCAGCUGAGCACGAGCAUCGCGGCGCUGACGCUCAUCUCCUUGGCAACGCUGAUGAACUUCCCCAACCCUCUGAAUGCCAUGCAGAUCCUGUGGAUCAACAUCAUCAUGGAUGGACCGCCCGCUCAGAGUUUGGGGGUGGAGCCUGUGGACCGUGACGUCAUCAGGAAGCCGCCUCGGAACGUGAAGGACAGCAUCCUGACCCGCAGCCUGCUGGUUAAAGUUCUGGUGUCGGCGUUCAUCAUCGUCUGCGGGACGCUGUUUGUCUUCUGGAGAGAGUUGCAGGACAACGUGAUCACUCCUCGAGACACCACCAUGACCUUCACCUGCUUCGUCUUCUUCGACAUGUUCAACGCUCUGAGCUCGCGUUCUCAGACUCGAAUGGUCCAUGAAAUGGGUCUGUGCAGCAACAGAACCUUCUGCUACGCCGUCCUGGCCUCCAUCAUGGGGCAGCUGCUCGUCAUCUACUUCCCUCCUCUGCAGAGCAUCUUCCAGACGGAGAGCCUCAGCAUCCUGGACCUGCUGUUCCUGCUCAGCCUCACCUCCUCGGUGUGCGUCGUGUCAGAAGUCAUCAAGAAGGUGGAGCGGUGCCGAGGAGCCGAGCGCCGCCCCCCCUCUGACCCCUCCCUGGAUGUAUGACCCCGCCCCCUUCGGCUCUGUGUGCUGAUUGGUGGAGGACGAUGUCUGGAGGGUCUCACCUGGCAGCACUGACUCUUUUUUUCCUCUGUGAGGUCCUCAGAGUGGCUGUCCAGUCUGGGACUGGAUGUGUUUGGGUUUAUUGGAGCGGAGCGGCCCGCCGCCGUUCACUGGAGCAGCUUCCUGUUUGUGAAACGCUGCGCUGCUUCGCUUUGAACCCCUUUGGGUUCGUGUUCAGCAGACUGUGGAGGUGUAACCGUACAGUUUGGACUCAGACAGGCUGCAGCCUCUAAACGUCUCAGUUUAUUCUCUGGGUUCUGAGGACAAACGUCUGGGAUCGGCGUGAAGCUGGUUCUGACCUCUGUGACCCGGAACCUCAGCAGGAUUCUCCUCUGGAACGCCAAGCUUCAGAGUCUGGAUCCUUGCAGAGGAAAAGUUGCUGAAAUCAUUCCAGGUUUGUUUUUUUUUUCCCCUCCGCUGGAACGCCACUUCCUCGGAUCCCAGAAAUAUUCCAGCCUCAUCUUCCGCUGCUCUGCAGGUUGUUUUGUCCUAAUUCUGCUGCUCCGGCAGAACCUCAUGUAAACGGUUCUGGUACCACCCACACUACAGCUGGUUGAUAUUUACGCUAAAGAACCUGCAGGCUGGGAGGGAUCCGGAACCAGAUUCCCAGCUGGAUCCAAACAGGGAUCCUAUCCUCCGUUUGACGGCGCGUCGUAUCGUUACACCUCCACUGGUUCCCGCUCCGGUUUUGGUUCUUUCCUGUUUCACUUCCUGAUGCCAAACAUGCGGUUCUGCAGGGUCCAAAUGGCAACGCUUCCUCAUCUGGUGCCUUAGAGAAGCCACGGAUGCUUGGAAGGAUCUCCGUAGUUUCAGGUCCUGCUCCGGCUCCCCCUGUGGUCCAAAAAGAGAAGGCGUCCCGAUGCGUUCUGGCUGAUCUGUGGGCUGUCUCCGUUUUAUUUAUUUCUAAAAGGUCUCUGCUGCUGUUUCCCCAAAAAA
This is a messenger RNA of Cyprinodon variegatus (sheepshead minnow), 3594 nucleotides long. It is a transcript of the gene atp2c1, whose product is annotated as ATPase, Ca++ transporting, type 2C, member 1. Gene Ontology annotation, cellular component: plasma membrane; endoplasmic reticulum; Golgi membrane. Gene Ontology annotation, biological process: intracellular calcium ion homeostasis; manganese ion transport; calcium ion transmembrane transport. The record is from RefSeq and is a predicted model, not a curated record. NCBI's taxonomy places the organism in Eukaryota, Metazoa, Chordata, Actinopteri, Cyprinodontiformes, Cyprinodontidae. The transcript is spliced from 25 exons. Gene Ontology annotation, molecular function: ATP hydrolysis activity; ATP binding; P-type calcium transporter activity. The coding region runs from base 16 to 2601 and encodes 861 amino acids.